AUGGCGUACAGCUACAUUUUAUUUGCAUUUCUUCUGGUGUUUUGCUUACAGCAUGUCUACUCUCAAGCCAUCUACCCCAACCCUUGCGGGCCGUCACAGGUCUCCGUGACCAAAACUUGCAUCCAGAACCCAGUGACGGUCAACCCGCCGUGCCAACAAGUGGUCGCCCCGUGCCAACAAGUCGCGCCGUGCCAGCCAGUAGUCGCGACGUGCCAGCAAGUCGUCCCACCGUGCCAGCCUGUAUGCCAGUGCCAGCCCGUGUGCCAGACUAGCUAUCCAGCGGUUAAUGUUGCCACGCCUUGUGAUUUGGGUUGUGUAGCUUCGUAUGGUAUACCGUCUACGACUAUUGUUCAGGAUGACUCCAUAGCCAAUAACCUAGCCAACGCCCUCCAACUCCUGAUCGUUAGCAACCUCCUGGGUAACACUCUACCCACUAACGAUCUGCUGCUGGGUGCGCCCUUACUUGGGCAACCAGGGUUACUGGGACAACCGGCGUUACUGGGGCAACCGGCGUUACUUGGGCAACCAGUUCUGCCCGGGUUACUGGGUUGUGGGUGCGGCUUAGGUUGCGGUUGCGGCUUAGGGUGUGGUUGUGGUUGUGGUGGUUGCUGUAUAUUUUAAG
Cydia fagiglandana is the source of this 622-nucleotide messenger RNA. RefSeq lists its product as uncharacterized. The transcript is spliced from 3 exons. The record is from RefSeq and is a predicted model, not a curated record. The coding region runs from base 1 to 621 and encodes 206 amino acids. NCBI's taxonomy places the organism in Eukaryota, Metazoa, Arthropoda, Insecta, Lepidoptera, Tortricidae.